CAGUUAUUGAUGUACACAUUUAAAAAUCCCUGAAGAUCGACGCUAUCUUUUGUAACAUUAUGGGCCUGCUUGCGACCUGCGAAUUCACGCAGCAGCCACGCACGUUUGAAGUAUCGUUGGCAGCAGUUCGUGUUUUAGUUCCUGUAAGGUGCUGCAGCAGAGCACGCCACCGUAGAGGUUUUCACAUAUGGGAGUUUUAAGGCCUUGCACUACUCUCUCAAGCGUCCUUUACGCUAUUUAAGUUCAAAAUUUAAUAAAAAAAAUGUACUGCCAUUGUUUAUUUGUUUUAGAAAGAAAUUAGUACUUUUGGAAAAGUGUAGAAAACGGCGGUUUUGAUCGUAGUCCAAGACCAAGCCCAAGACCAAAUGGUCAAAUAUUGGAGCUCAAUCGACGCCGAAUUUAAUUCUCUACAUAUUUCGUAAUAUACAGUUAGUUAAACGCUCCGUUUUCUAAAGAAAGAAAAAAAUACGGAAAUAUUGAGCUUUUUCUCAUAACUAUUGAUGCUCAACUCGAAAAUCGAGGCUAGCCAGUUUUCUCUUAUCAGAGAUCUAAGUAGUGAUUAAAACAAUUAACAGAAUUCCGGGAAUUUUGGGAAAGCAGACCCAUUUUUUGAUGUAAUAUUUCUGGCAUAGCUUAUUCAUCUCAAAAUUCUGGUGGAAUACCAAGUUUCCUUGUACAAUAAAGAAAUACUAUUAUCUGAUGGAGUUGAACAGUUACCGUGAAACCAAUUACUAGGACUCCAUUUCAUAUUUACUCACAAUGACCUUCAUCAUUAAAAGAAAAAACUUAUUUGGUGACCUUUGAACCUUGAUAAGAAACUUGUACAUAAAAAUUUAAAAGCUCUGAAUAUAUUGUUACCUCUCAUUGUCGUACAUUUACAAUUAAAUUGGACCAUAAAUAUGUGAACAAAUAUUCAUGGCCAGAGAUUAUUAUUUAAAAUACGUUAGUGUAGUAUAUUAUUUCAAUACAUGAAAAUAAUCUCAAGAGGAAACAUGGAGUAAUCAAAACAAGAGAUCAUGUGAUAUUUCUACACCGUAUUAGGCAGAAAAUGCAUGUUUAAGAGCAAACAAUAUUUCUUCAAGAAGAGUGAUACAAAUAAAAUCUGUGUAAAUGAUGGCUUUCAGAAUCUCAGUGGUGAUAUUAUGCAUUCUAUUUCAUUAUUAUGAAGGAGCUUCUAUAGGAAACAAAGAUUUCUGCAGUAAAUUAAUUUUUAAGCUCUCACUUUUCAGUCAAAGGCAAGAAAAUGGGAAAUGGGAAACACAUGUUGAACUGAACAAAGGGAACACCACUGAAGACUCAGAACAUGAGAAAGAUCUUCAUUUAGAUGUUAAACAAACAAUUGCUACAUGCAAUUGUACAAAAGAUGUGUUAAGUGUAGAAGCAAACAUCAUAGCCCCUCCUCCUCGACCCAGCAAAAAUUACACUUUAUAUGCUGGUCAUGGAUAUUAUUUUCUGCAAAAAUUGCUUCAGCAAUCAGAAGAAGCCAACUUUUUAUGUAACAAUGAAGGAGCUCAUUUAGCAGUCAUUAAUUCAAAGGAAGAAGCUGAUAUUGUUAAAAAAGUUAUUCAAGAUACAAUGGGCCAUGAUAGUGCUAACAAAGAAGUAUUUGUUGGUUUAUAUAAACAAGCAGGAGAUAAUAUCAUCACUGUGUAUGGUGAUGCUUAUGAAGUACCAGAUGGCAUUAUACAGGAAAAUGAUGACAGAAAACAAGAACAAGAUAAUUUUGUAAGUCUCUGCGGAACUAUCAAUGUGAAAGGAAAUCUGAAAUUUGUUCCAUGUAAGUGGAAAUUACCCUCGAUAUGUGAACAAGAACUAUAAUGAAUACGAGAAGUACUGUUAACAUAAAGGAGUACUUUAAUUUUUUAUAAUAAUUCAAACGAUAGUCGUCAAAAUCAAGAUUAUCUAAACAUCAAAGAUACUUCAGAUGGAGCUACAUUGCUAUUUGGACUUAAAUUUGAAUAAUGAUUGCGUCUGUCAUAUUAUGUCAAAUGUACAAAUAUUAAAUUAAACAUUUAAAAACAAA
Messenger RNA from Gryllus bimaculatus (two-spotted cricket), 2023 nucleotides. The record is from the annotation of a GenBank genome assembly. Lineage: Eukaryota; Metazoa; Arthropoda; Insecta; Orthoptera; Gryllidae.